CGCCGCUGCGCCAUGUUAUCGGGGGAAACGCUUUAAAUCACCGUCGCUUGUCGACCGGGAGAAGAUCAACCACAAGGCGUUUGAAACGUCGUCAGCUGUAAAGUAUACCUCGAUCUUUUCAUUCGUGAACUUCAAGUUCGUAAUGUCACAGGCCGGCAAAGCAGCUGGCCUAAACGGGUUUUGAUUAUUAUUAUUUUUUUCAUUGGUUUGAAGGCCAAAGCGGCUGCCAUGGAUUUUUAAGGCAUAAUGCGGCACCUCUAAUGCAACGGCAAUGCAUAGUGCAAGGCAAAAUCAACCGCGAAAUUCCAUCUUCGCAACUGCUAAGCAGUUGGGCUCAAAUACCGUCCGCGGUAUACCUGCGAGCCAACCGGUACCACUGCUCCUGGACCGGAGGAAGCUAACGCUAGCUAGCUAGCUAGUCCUCUUAGCUAAUAACAUCAAUUGAAAGAGUGACCCCAUCAAUUCAUCUCAACGUCGUCAACACACUUGAUCAAAAUGAAGCCUCAACACAUAACCACCGGGAAGACCAGCCUGUGGAUCUUCGGGUACGGGUCACUGGUGUGGAAGCCUGACUUCAAGUACAGGAGGAGCCAGGUCGGUUACAUUCAAGGCUACAAGAGACGGUUCUGGCACGGAGACAACUUCCAUCGCGGGAACGACGUGUUGCCCGGAAGAGUGGUGACGCUGAUUGAGGCUGAUGACGCGAGCACUUGGGGUGUGGCAUUCGAGGUGACAGGCUCUCAAGUCGAGGAGUCCCUGAAGUACCUCAAUGUGCGCGAGACGGUCUGUGGCGGCUACAUCACCAAAAUGGUGGAUUUCUUCCCCGAGGGGGAGAACCAGCCUCCGGUUCAGGCGCUGGUGUACAUCGCCACCUCCGACAACGCCCUCUACCUGGGGCCGGCCAGCCCGGAGAUGAUUGGCAUCCAGAUCGCGGUGUGCAGAGGGAAGACGGGCCACAACCUGGAGUAUCUGCUCCGGCUGGCUGAGUUCAUGAGGAACAGCUGCCCGCACGUGGAAGACCAUCACCUGUUCUCCAUCGAGAAAGCAGCAUUGACCAUGGCGUCAUCACUGACCGUGGCGUCCUUUCUGUUGGCAGCCCAGUAGCUCGUACCCUUUUUGUCUCACUAUCUUAUACUGUAUGGUGGAUGAAUACAUCACACACACAAACUCACACACACACGCGGCUUUUCACAUGCCAUGCCAUCUGUUUUUAUGUUGUAUAAUAUAGCUUCACACUACCAUCCAUUGUACUUGAAUCUAAUACUCCAGAAGUGAUAACAAAAGGGAAGCACGCUAUUACGUUUUGUUUUUCAGAAGCAUGACCUCAUGUUAACAUUGUAAAGUUACUUCUAGUACAUGUUUGUACAUCAGUUACAAAAUGUAUGAUUACUUAAUUGACUGUAAACAUCUGUGUGGUUUUUAUUUUAUUUUUUUAUGCACAUUAACAUUUGUUUUACUUGCACAGUUCAGAUUCCAUCCAGUCCAUACAGAUGGGACAGCAAUUAAUUGUGGUAGUUGAACCUGUUUGCAAUAAAUGGCUGCUGUGAUAA
Perca fluviatilis (European perch) is the source of this 1550-nucleotide messenger RNA. It is a transcript of the gene chac1, whose product is annotated as ChaC, cation transport regulator homolog 1 (E. coli). The transcript has 3 exons. Gene Ontology annotation, biological process: glutathione catabolic process. The record is from RefSeq and is a predicted model, not a curated record. Gene Ontology annotation, molecular function: gamma-glutamylcyclotransferase activity; glutathione specific gamma-glutamylcyclotransferase activity. Bases 496 to 1104 code for a protein of 202 amino acids. Gene Ontology annotation, cellular component: cytoplasm. Lineage: Eukaryota; Metazoa; Chordata; Actinopteri; Perciformes; Percidae.